GGAGCGGGUCAGUCAGGUUAGCCGCGUCUCCAGGGCAACGGACGGUAUCAACAGGGACAGGCGGCCCAGUGCAGACAGGGAGACCCCACAACGAGAUAAGGGGAUAAAAGUGUGCCAUACCACAGAGCAUAAAAAAACAGGGAUCAUGGGAAAUCGACAAGGCAAAGGGACCUGUAACAGCGGAUGAUAACAUUUAAUUGAUCAGUACCUAGCACAGGAAGGUCGACGCACUCAUGCCGUCAACUGACCAAGAAGGGCUCGGGGGAACGGAUGACUAAAAAUGCACCUUUAUUUUUUUUUAACGAAAUGGUCUGCACCGAUGCUCAUGCGAAAAAGAAAACCCUUUGAAUAAGUAAACGGAAUCGUCAUUUUAAGAAAGAACAAGAGAUCCAAGACCAGCUACUGUAGAUCGAAGACUUCCCUUUUCUGGCAUCAGUACAAAUCCGAAAAAGUGCGGCGUCUCACCUUCAAUGUUUACGGUUUUUUAUUUAUUUGCACGCAGAGGUGAAAUUUUUAAUUCAAAACAUUGGAUGCGUGCGUCAAGAUGACGCAGCUGCUGUAGCCGAUCGGUCUGUUGAAGAGAGCGUCCAAAAAUUGAGUCCCGAAUCUCAGCCUGUGAGAGCAGGACAUUGAAAAGUCGCUUUAUUUUGUUUAAUUGCGGAAACCGACUUUCAUCAUGAAUGUCACAGCAGUGGAAGAUCACAUCUCUCUGAAAUAUGAGAUUAAAAGAAGACUUGGCAAAGGGGCAUAUGGAAUAGUCUGGAAGGCCAUUGAUCGGAAAACUGGAGAGAUUGUUGCGGUGAAGAAGAUAUUUGAUGCUUUCAGGAACAGAACAGAUGCUCAGAGAACAUUCCGAGAAAUAAUGUUUCUUCAGGAAUUCGGCGAGCAUCCCAACAUCAUCAAACUGCUGAAUGUCAUUAGAGCUCAGAAUGACAAGGACAUCUAUCUGGUCUUCGAGUACAUGGAGACAGACCUGCAUGCCGUGAUAAAGAAGGGGAAUUUGCUCAAGGAUAUUCACAAACGAUACAUCAUGUACCAGCUCCUGAAGGCCACAAAGUUCCUGCACUCAGGCAACGUUAUUCAUAGGGACCAGAAGCCUUCCAAUAUCUUGCUUGACACAGAUUGCUUUGUGAAGCUGUGUGACUUUGGUCUGGCACGUUCGCUGUACCAGAUCCAGGAGGAUGCUGGGAACCCUGCUCUGACAGAGUAUGUGGCCACACGAUGGUAUCGUGCCCCUGAGAUCCUCCUUGCCUCCACCAGGUACACGAAGGGGGUGGACAUGUGGAGCAUUGGGUGCAUCCUCGGAGAAAUGCUUCUGGGGAAAGCUCUGUUCCCAGGCACAUCUACGAUAAACCAGAUUGAAAGAAUCAUGAGUGCCAUUCCUCCACCUAUUCAUGAAGAUAUAUAUUCAAUAAAAUCGGACUAUGGAGCUUCAGUAAUCCAGAGAAUGUUGUCAAGGUCCAGAAUUCCCCUUGAAGACUUGCUGCCUCCCUCAGUGCCCCCAGAUGCCCUUGAUCUGCUGCAGAAGCUGCUGGUAUUCAACCCUGAUAAGAGACUCACUGCAGAGGAGGCUCUGGCACACCCCUAUGUCAGCAGGUUCCACAGCCCUGCAAAGGAGCCCAGCCUGGACUACGAUGUGGUUCUCCCGGUGGAUGAUGACACGCAGCUGUCUGUAGCAGAGUACCGCAAUAAGCUCUAUGAGAUGAUCCUGGACAGGAAGGCAAGUCUGCGGCUCCAGCGGCAGCAGGGCAGGCUGAAGGAGGCGGCCGUGGGGGAGCAGCAGGAGAGACCCCCCGAGGAGCAGAAAGAGGCCAGUCCGCCUGCCCCCGAAGCCACACUGCCGCCUCCUGGAGCAGCAGCGCAGAAAGACCGAGCCGGGACCAGUCCGGACUACAGCCCCAAGGCCACCAAGACCACUUACAACCCCAUUACACACAGCCCAGCGUCUUAUGGUGCCCUCCCUAACGGCGGUCCCAAGUCUUCCCAGAACCCCUCCACAGCAGCUCUUCAACGCGGCGCGACGGCGGGCAGGAAGCUGCCGCGUCAGACCAGCCACGAGAACGUGACGGCGCCGCCCGCAGCCUCGCAGGGACCCAACGGGCUCAAUAGUCAGGCUCCAGUGAGGGGGGCGGAGCAGCAUCGUGGCCGUUCGGCUCCAAUCGCCCGAGCCCGCUCCUUCUCUCUCACCCAGAACCGCUUCAACAACCCUCUGGUCAGGAAGGAGGAGCCCGACGUGGCCGCAGGGAUGAGUGUGGGCACUGCGCGCCUGAAUCAGAGGUCACAUUCACAGACGCGUGAGAGCAAACCUAUCCCAAAAUUCAGCAAGAAAACGUUCCAGAAUGCCUCCAAUGUUGGAGCUGCAGGGGACCCUAAGGCUAAGCUGGGCAGCUAUGCACAAGCCUACGGGACCAUUAACAAAACUGAACUGGAAAAUCUACUGCGGGUUCGCAGUAACCAGUAGCACCUUCUCCUGGGGACUGCAAUUGCAAACACUACCUGGAGGACAGGAACGUUUGGCACAAAGCUCUACAGUAAACAUGUUUUCAGAAGAAGAUUCUGUUAUCAGUGGAAACCACUGCAGUUUUUUGAGUUCCUUCACAGACACUUUGCUUUAGUAUUCCCAAUAAAUUGUCGCCUUAAUGCCCAUCACUCCUAUGAACAAACCACAGGCUUCAAACUGGAUCAUGUGAACAGGUUCUUGGACCUUGGGCAAUGCAGUCAGCAUUAAACCAUGAAGCCAGUGUUUUCAAAAAGCACAUGUCUUGCAUUUUAAAGUUUAUGUAUAGACAAAGCAUCCUAAAUUAAAUCUUACCAGCAGUAAUCCUAAAUUAAAUUACCUCAGUUGCCUUUUUUAUUUUUAUACCAUUUGUAUUUAAGUUUUCUUAUUCUUACUGUGUUUUAUCUUCAAGAAGCAAAAGCUAAGAGUUAAUUUUAGAGCUAUAUAUAUUUGCAUUUAUACAAAGUUUUGUAGUUUGCAUUUAUACAGAGUUUUGUAGUUUUCUACAAGUCCGUGAAGAAAUGUCAUAUAUCUACAGGAAAAUAGUCUAAAAUUAUCCAUGCAUCUCUCUUUUGAUACGUCAGCUAUACCAUUGCAUCUCUUAUUUAUAUACUUUCCCAUAAGAAACUAUAGUCCUGUUUGUUGGUAACAAGUUUAAAAUCAUACAGAAAAUCUUUAUAAAAGUAAUAUAAAAACUGUAUAGAGAGCUUUAUUUUCCUGCUCACUUCUUAGUCUUUGUCUCUCAGUCAUAAUCAUCUGUGUAAGGACUAUUUUACCUGGGAGGGACUACUAAUGCAACAUUCUAUGCACUUGCAAUUUUUUUAUAGUUGAAAGCAACAUUAAUUCCAUGCCGGUUUGUAAAAUACAAUUAUUGAGAGCCCGAAAACAACUUACUCUGUCAGUCAGAGGUUGAAAAAAUGCAAACUAGGAAAUAAGUGCCUUGUUUAAAAUACGGAUGGAAUGUAAAACAAAAUGAAAUGGAAACAUGAAAAAAAUAUUUAAAUAGUGUAAAAUGGUCUUGUUCAAUGGCAGUGGUUCUCUUUGCACUAUUCUCAGGAUUUGUUUUUUAAAGAUCCAUGCCAUAUUACAAGACAAGGAAGUAGAUUCAGCCAAUUUUCCCAGCAUAGUUUUGCGUCCCUGAUACAAAUGGAUGUCGUCCUGUGGUUCAGAUAUAAGCACCAUCUUCUCCCUGUGCUGUGGACAAGGCCUAGUGACCAGAAAUAGAUGUCAUAGUCACAUGGCUUCCCUGUCAGGGCUGCUAAGUGUAAUGUGGCAGGGCCUUUAUGAAACUGUGACACUGUUUCAUAAUGUCCUGAUUAUAAUGUUAAUGUGUAUUUUUGGAUUGGGAAGAUAAUGGUUUUAUGACAUUUAGUUCAUAAAACCAUUUUAUGGUUUUAUACUAGUAGUAUUUUAUACUAGGUCAGGCUUUUAAAAACUUAACAGUUGUUCAGGGAAUGUUGUAUAAACCAUACCUAAAAUUGGUAAACAAUAUUCAUGUUGGAGAAAUUAUAUUGGUCUUGCUUAACAAUUAACCGUUGAAAGCAGUUAUACAGUAGAUAAGUAUUCAGUGGGAUAUAAAUAGAUACAUAUCACAGAAUCUGUUAUAAAAUCAUAGUGUUGCUGAUUCCAGCAGCCAACAAUCAAAACUUUAAAUUUUAUCUACUACAUCAAGUCUGAAACUUUUGCUUCCUUCUGGUUUACCCCGGCUCUGUAAGAAGGCUGCAACAGAGAAGGGUAGUUAUUUGUGUAGGACGGAUAAAAUUGUGAACUAUGCAGCCAACAAUCCAGCUGGGUUGUUAAAACCUUUGGAAAAUGAAAUGCUUAAAGAUUUUGUCUAGGUAUUUUCAGAUUGUGCUUAUGAAUAUAUAAAUGACUUUUCUUUUUUUCUAUUUAAAAACACAACCCUUUAUCGUUUUAAACUGUAUUUGGGAAAAUUACCUGUUGAGUCAUUGAAAAACUGUUGUUGUUUUUUUAAUCUCGCAGGUCAUGCCAUUAGGAAACAUUCCUAAAUAUUAAAUGUUUAAAGAAAUAUACUUUGACUUGUUUGUUUUGCUUAAAUUGCUGACUUUUACUUUUUACUGGCAACACUAAAAAUGUUUUUCCCUAAAAUAAGCACUUCAUUAGCCAGAAGAAAUAUUUAAUAGUUGGCCAGCAGAAUGGCAAUUCAGAUAGAUGAACUGCAAGAAACAAAAGAACUAUCAAAUAAUAGUCACAAUUAAGAGUUAUGUAAAGCAGUAAAGAGUAACAGUGGUAGAAAAUAAAACAAUUUUUCUUUCCUUGUAAACUAGAAACUACUAGAUCUACAAAAUUAAAAAGCUAUUUAACAAUCUGUAGCAGACUUUGAAUAACCAAAUUGGAAUAUACUGUACCUCUUAAAACUGAAACGCUUCUGUGUUUUUGAAAUAAUGGUAUUUUAUUCUCUUUCUGUGGUGUACUUAAUGUAUUCUUAUUGUAACUUUUUGAAAGGCCAGUAUACACUGAGAAAUGUGUGUCAAUAAAUAUGUACAGUAUUUUAAAAUCGGA
Molecule: messenger RNA, 5020 nt
Organism: Lepisosteus oculatus (spotted gar)
Lineage: Eukaryota; Metazoa; Chordata; Actinopteri; Semionotiformes; Lepisosteidae
Gene: mapk15
Product: mitogen-activated protein kinase 15
Biological process (GO): intracellular signal transduction; protein phosphorylation
Cellular component (GO): cytoplasm; nucleus
Molecular function (GO): ATP binding; MAP kinase activity
Source: RefSeq, a predicted model, not a curated record